AUGGUUGAUUCCUUACUCGGAUGCAAUGGCCGCCUAACCAAGGGUGUGACAUCGCUACAAAACAAUGGUGUGUAUGGUCAUCUCUCUUGGGCAUGUGAUGAUACUGCUACCGACGGAUCGGUGACUCGCACCAUAAUGGUUUGGCACAUUGCUACAACCCUGUGCGAGCAGCUAGAUCCCCUAGCUAAAGAAUACGACACUGUGGCCUCCACCAUAUCGCGGUACUGCUUGCAUCUUCUUGUUUUCACACCUAACCUGUUGCCCGACCACAGCUCCGUAUCAGAUUCCAUACUUGAUCAGUCGAUCGAUGAAGCAAGCAUGUUCCUCAAAGGGAAAGGGACCAAGAAGAUGCUGGACAGGUGUAAGUUACUAAUGGAAAUUACAGCCCAUAAUGGUGGUGGUGGUGAAGCACGGCUCGUUGCGCAGGGAGCUCGGCUUGCAAGGCACCUGAUUGAAGACAUAAAGGAACCAGCGCGGCGGUGGAAGGUCCUCGCUGAUUUCUGGGCAGAGAUGAUGCUAUAUGUCUCUCCGUCCAAUGAUGCCAGGGCGCACCUGGGAGCUGUUGCGAGAGGAGGGGAGUUCAUUACCCACCUUUGGUCGCUGCUCACACACGCUGGUAUGCUGAAGCAAGGCCCUACAUGGGCAGAGGAUAUUGUCUGA
Miscanthus lutarioriparius is the source of this 660-nucleotide messenger RNA. The record is from the annotation of a GenBank genome assembly. Lineage: Eukaryota; Viridiplantae; Streptophyta; Magnoliopsida; Poales; Poaceae.